GGAUGUUGGGACUUCUCGAAACGUGGCCAGCAUGACGGCGCGGUGGAGCACGCGGCUGCUGAACCUCCGGACGCGCGUCCUGUACAAGACCAACAAGCUCAAGUACGACACGCAGAAGACGGCCGAGCGCUUCUGGUACGGCUCCAAGAACGUCGGCAACGCGACAGUCCGGGUCCCGUUCAUGAUCACGACGCAGAUGAAGCUCGACCUCGCCAAAGCCGGGUUUCCUGCAGCGUCUAUUGGCGCGCUCACACCGGCCGAGGCCCACCGCGUGCUGCAGCAAAAGAUUUCGUUCGACGCGUACGUGGCGUCGCCAGCGAGCCCAGCGCCCACGCCAGUUGCGCCUUCCUCGGUGGCCGUCGUGUCGGCGCCGGAGCCUGUCGACACAAGCUCGUCGGCUGUGGCGCUGGUCGUGGAGCCCGCAGAGCCCAUUGCGAGCGAGAGCGCAGUGUCAUCGGCUGUCGUCCUUGUGCCCGACGCGCCCAAGCAGGCGCCGUAGUAGUAAUAGACGUAGUGCAAUAGAGGCGUGCUCGUGACCCGAUAGUAGUUUUGUCCAAGUUGGCUCCACG
Messenger RNA from Saprolegnia diclina VS20, 569 nucleotides. RefSeq lists its product as hypothetical. The transcript has a single exon. NCBI's taxonomy places the organism in Eukaryota, Oomycota, Saprolegniomycetes, Saprolegniales, Saprolegniaceae. The coding region runs from base 32 to 499 and encodes 155 amino acids. The record is from RefSeq and is a predicted model, not a curated record.